CAAACCCCAGACCAGCCCAGACUGACUGCACUGCCACCUGCAAUCUCUGAGCCAUCAUGCCACUCAGCGCCCACCUGAUCCUGACAGCAACUCUGCUCUGCUGCUUUGCUACCAUCUUUGCAUUCCCUGAACGCAUGGUUCAACAUUGCCUCUGCCUGAAAACCACCAAUGUCAAAAUGAACAUGCGCCAGUUUCAGAGCAUUGAGAUCCUGCCCGCUAGAGGAAGCUGCCCCAGAACUGAAGUCAUAAUCACCAGGAAAGACAAAUCCAAAGUGUGUGUGAACCCCAAGGCCAAGUGGAUCCAGGAAAUCAUCGAUGAACUCGUUAAAAGAAAAACCCUGAAUCUGGCAACCAGGCGAGGUGUAUAGCGCCAGCGCCCUCUGCAGUUUAAACUAUAGAAAGUAAGAAGGACUCCACACGUCUGGCCUGAAAUACCACAUGAACCACGCUUUCAGCCUGAACCUGACUGCACACGCUGCAUCUCCUCUAUAUACCAAAUUCAACUCACUGAAUGAAUCAACUGUGAUUUAGCUAAAGUGAAACUCACUGAUGAAACUGUAAGAUGAUUGUAAGUGAUUUGAGUGGUAUGCAAUAAAUUUUUUU
Molecule: messenger RNA, 603 nt
Organism: Trichomycterus rosablanca
Lineage: Eukaryota; Metazoa; Chordata; Actinopteri; Siluriformes; Trichomycteridae
Product: C-X-C motif chemokine 10
Exons: 5
Coding region: 57-368 (103 amino acids)
Biological process (GO): defense response; immune response; chemotaxis
Cellular component (GO): extracellular region
Molecular function (GO): chemokine activity
Source: RefSeq, a predicted model, not a curated record